AACCAGUUAACCCAUUCAUCAUCCUUGCAUUUACAGAGUCAUCAUUAUCUUAUGAUAAAAACUGCAAUCAACUUACACCCUUCUUCCUAUGCUCGGAAGAAAGUCUCCUUACUUAACUAGCUAACGGUGCUGUCUUUAACGCUAGUUUUGGGAGUUGAAUGGUACGUCACAGAAAUCUCACCCAGAUGGUAAAUUGUGUGGCGGAGGGCUGAUAAGAGGGAUCUGGAGGACAGGGGGACAGGCACUUAAGAGAAAACGGAGAGGGAAGUCUGUGGAAGGUGGAAGAUCUAAGAAAGGACGUCAUGUGAAGCAGAUGAUUUCAAUUUUUAUAAGGAAUAUUUCUUUAUGUCUGUUAGGUUUUCACACCAUGCUUCCAAAGUCCAGUGGAAAUUGUGCUGGUAACAUCAGUUGUUGGAAAUGGAUGCAAAUCGGAUGGAACUGCAAGUUUGCUCCUCAGUUUGAUCCUCUAAAGAUGGCAAAUGACAGUAAAAGCGUCAUGGCAUUCAAUCUAAGCUUCCUCUUUGAUCGCCGAGAUGUUUUGGAAGAAGGCAUGCCACAACUUCUAUCCUGGGUGAGGCGGGGUUUCCUUACGGUUGGCAAGGUAACGCCAUAUCCACUCAAAGAAGUCAGCAAAGCACACAGUGAUUUAGAAUCUGGACAAACAGUGGGCAAGCUGGUACUCACUAUGGACGAGUAAGAUGAAGAAAGGACGCUAUCCCUAUAGAAAGAUCUAAGAAGCAUACUUUAAGAUUUCAUUCGAUGAAUGAUCUUUUAGUUUAUUAGAGCUACACAAAGAUUAUAACCAUCAUAUAUUAUCAAAUACUAUGUAUAUGUUGAGAUAUUGCCAUUAACAAAGACAUCUAAUGAGUCUUGGAAACCUU
Molecule: messenger RNA, 881 nt
Organism: Orbicella faveolata
Lineage: Eukaryota; Metazoa; Cnidaria; Anthozoa; Scleractinia; Merulinidae
Product: NADPH-dependent quinone oxidoreductase VAT1-like
Cellular component (GO): mitochondrion
Molecular function (GO): oxidoreductase activity
Source: RefSeq, a predicted model, not a curated record